Messenger RNA from Xyrauchen texanus (razorback sucker), 3874 nucleotides. RefSeq names its product DDB1- and CUL4-associated factor 10-like. The transcript has 7 exons. Bases 139 to 1647 code for a protein of 502 amino acids. Gene Ontology annotation, molecular function: protein binding. Gene Ontology annotation, cellular component: Cul4-RING E3 ubiquitin ligase complex. NCBI's taxonomy places the organism in Eukaryota, Metazoa, Chordata, Actinopteri, Cypriniformes, Catostomidae. The record is from RefSeq and is a predicted model, not a curated record.
AUCCGCAUGACUCUGAUGUCUGUAUUAAUGGAUGUUUAGGAGGUAUCUGUACGGAUUGCAAGACGGCCUGGCUUGCAGGUCCAGUGCCUAUCUCCCCACCACAGGAGGGUAAGUUCUCUCUCGGGUGUUCGUGCAACAAUGAGCUCGGGACAACCGAGCGACAAUGAGGAUCUGCGCCCCGCCAGCGUCCCCGAGCUGGAUGAUGAGAAGGAGGACAGAGAUGAGUACAGGGCCCCCACGAGACCGUCAUCUCCACAAGUGGGCAGUGAGAGUGCCGGGGUGCAGGGCAGCGCCAGGGUCGAGUUGGCCGGAGACGACGGGACGGGCUCGAGGUGCAGAGUCUCGAGCGCAUGCGACUCUCUUUUCUCGUGGAUCUACAGGAGUACAAUCCGCAGGGGACCGCUCGUAGACCCGGCUCGAGAUCAGUACCGUACCAUGACACGGCUUUAUUCGUCCAUGAGUGCUGCUGCGGAUUCGGUGAACCUCAGUACACAAACCCACGGUGCUGUCUUUAACUUGGAGUACUCUCCGGACGGGUCGGUUUUGACAGUUGCUUGUGAGCAGACAGAGGUGCUUUUGUUCGACCCCAUUUCUUCCAGACAUAUCAAAACACUGGUGGAGGCUCACGAGGACUGUGUAAACAACAUAAGGUUUCUUGAUAACCGACUGUUUGCGACCUGCUCUGACGACACCACUAUUGCAUUGUGGGACUUGCGGAAACUCAGCACGAAGGUGUGCGCAUUGCAUGGCCACGCCAGCUGGGUCAAGAACAUCGAGUAUGACACACACACUCGUCUGCUUGUCACAUCUGGAUUUGACGGAAAUGUCAUCACCUGGGAUACCAACAGGUUCACAGAAGAAGGCUGCCCCCACAAGAAGUUUUUCCACACACGCUAUCUAAUGCGGAUGCGUCUGACUCCAGACUGCAGUAAGAUGUUGAUCUCCACCUCCUCUGGUUACCUGCUCAUCUUACAUGAACUUGACCUCACCCAGAGCCUUGAGGUCAGCAGCUACCGUAUCCUACGGGCCCGCAGAGCUCCGCUCAGCACAGGUUCAUCAGCAGGUUCCAGGUCAGGAGGUACUCGUCAUACCAGUGACAGGAAAGUCCAUCCACACAGAGAGGGUAAAGGUUUGUCACCCAGAAACAGUCUAGAAGUUUUAACCCCAGAGAUCCCAGGUGAGAGGGACCGUGGAAAUUGCAUCACCUCCUUGCAACUACAUCCAAAGGGCUGGGCCACACUGCUGCGAUGCUCCAGCAACAUGGACGACCAGGAGUGGACGUGUGUGUAUGAGUUUCAAGAGGGAGCCCCACCUCGACCCCCAGUGUCUCCUCGCUGCUCUCUGCGCCUCACACACUAUAUUGAGGAGGCCAAUGUCGGCCGUGGCUACAUUAAAGAGCUGUGCUUCAGCCCUGAUGGACGGCUCAUUUGCUCGCCUUAUGGUUAUGGUGUACGCUUGCUGGCCUUCGAUGAGAACUGUGCAGAGCUGGCGGACUGUAUGCCUGUACGGACGGCUGUGCUGCGGGAGGUCCGCUCCAUCUACUCUCACAGCGACGUGGUGCUCACCACAAAGUUCUCGCCCACUCACUGUCAGUUUGCAUCUGGCUGCCUCAGUGGACAUGUUGCUUUGUACCAACCACACUUUUAACCAUGAACAUUGAAAUCAAUUGUUAACUAUUUCUUGGACUUUGAAGAGGUUGCAAGUGGCAGAGGUUUUUAAUAGGUCAGACAAAUGUUGAUGGUGCAUAUUGGGAGAAGUAAACUACCUUAAGCUGUGGGUUGGGUCACAGCAUUGUUUGUGCAUGUGUAUGACCAUGUACAAGCAAGUUUGCCAUUUUCAGACGUAAUUGUUUUUUACACUGUGCAAACAUUUUGAACUUAUCAAUGUGCAGUAUGAAAGAAAACAGCAUUUCAAUUUUUCAUUUUUGGAGGUUGAAUGUGGUCAGUCACAGAUGUGAGCAUUACACUGUGUCCUAACCAGGAAUGAUAUGAUAAAGUUGAAAGUGUUAAAACGCUGUUCCAAAUAAACCAAACCAACACAGAUUUCGAAUCAACGAAAUUGUUGAUUGCUUUGUUUCUAUUUUGUAUAGCCCCGUCCAUGGAGAAAUCAGAUUUGCCCAAAAUCCUGCUUCACCUGUAUUUUAAACAUCAAAUGUAUUCUGAUUUGGGCACGAUUGUGUAGCUUCACACUGCAGUUUUGCAUUCAGUGAGGACAAAUUGCCAAACAUUUUAGUUUUUGCCAUGCCAUAUUUGUUUUUAGAAACUUUUUUUCUGGAAGUAUGUUGCACUUUUCUAAAUAAAUAUUUUUGUAUUUUUUUUUUAUUUGUACAGUUAGUCCUUAACACUAACUGAGGUCUGAGUUGUAGAUUGUUGAAGCAGUAUUGUGUACGUUUGAGUGCUAGGAUGAACACAAUUACUGGUCACUUAAUUGUCAGCAGAAUUUUGUAUUAUUCUGAACCCUUCUUGGACAAUCAGUGGAUACGGGUUAAUCCCACCAUUUUCUAAUGGUCAUCGGUGAGAAAUUGGGACAGGGUAUCCGCGGGUCAUUAAAAUGUAUCAAAUCAAUUUGGUGAAAAAUAAGGACAUUAAAAAGUAAUCAUCUUCAUAUGAGGUUUUAUGGUAGUUUGCAAGCCAGCUUCUGGUGCAUUACUGGAGAGUGAAGCAUCAAUGGAAGGUAAUAAUAUUCUGCUGACUAACCCUGUUAUUUUAAGAUAUCUUAAUAUUGCACUAUAUUUUUUUAUUUGUUCUGCAGAGUAAAUGUUUCUUCACCUGUAUCUCUUCCUACUUUAAUAAGCUCUGACCUGUCUUUUGCAUACUUUGUACAUUUAAUUAGUACUUGCUCUAUUGUCUCUGCUUGACCACAAUUAUUACACUGUCCUGUUUCAUGUUUUUCUAUUAUCCAUAAUGAAUGAUUUAGCCCAGUAUGACCUAUUCAGAUGCAAGCGAUAACUGAAUCUUCCUUCCUGUUAUUAUAAACUAUUCUCUCAUUGCCUACUUGUUGCUGAAUAGUAUAGCGAUGUCUGCCCUUAGUUUCACUGUUCCAUGCCAUUCAUUAUUAACAUUCUUUAAUUUUUUCUUUAAUCUCUUCCUUACUGAGUGUCACUUGUACGUCUAAAUCCAUGUGCUUUAGUGUUUGUUUAGCUAGUUUAUUGACAAAUUCAUUACCCUCCACAUGAGCCGGUACCCACAAAAACGUUACGUAUAUAUAUAUAUAUAUAUAUAUAUAUAUAUAUAAUUUUUGUCUUUAAAAUGUUUUAUUGAUUUGACAACACAAACAACACGGAAUCAACUUUCAUCAAUAUAUGAGCCCCCCAUUUUGUGUUUAUUCCCUAAGUUAUUACCCACCCUAUCACCCAAAAUACAAAAUCUGGGGCAGAGUAAAAUCUGAGUGCUCAAGACCUCACAGACAUAUCUCUGAACCCUCAAACCCAAAACUAGUAUCUUAGUACAGAACCCCAAAAACGUGGGCUAUGUCCGCAUCCUUUUUAAUUAUGGCUGCAGAUGCAAAUCCAUAAACUAUACUCCUGUAAUCCAAACUUGAUCUGAAUAAUAUAAAGUAUAUUAUUUUCAGUGACAAUCCACAUGCUCCCCAUUCAACUCCUGAUAAACAUCGGAGAAAGUUUAUUUCUGUUUUACACUUCUCAGUCAGCUUUUUAGCGUGUGCUCCAAAUGUCAAUCUAGGUUCCAUCCAUACAUCAAGGUAUUUUACUACUGAAACUUGUGCCAGUAUCUGUUUAUAUAAUUUCUAUUUAACCUCUGGUACAUCUUGAGUUUUAGCCACUGAUAAUAUGAAACUUCACUUAGUACCCCAUGUCUCCACUUCAUCGACUGAUUUCUGUAAACUUUGUGACACGUUACAUUACAUCCUCUUUUCC